AUGAGCAGCAAGAGGCUCAACAAGCGGCAGCUGCGUGAACAACAGGAGCUCGACGAGCUGGCCGAAGCACCGCUGCCGACCAACGAGGCAGCGAAGAAGUCCGCAUUUCAACAACUAGCCGAAUCGGAUGAUGACGAUCAGGAUGAUGACGAGGAGGAAGAGGAAGCAGCUCCUGUCUCGACCGCCACGAAGAAGCCAACAACCACUUCACUCUUCGCUGCACUAGGUGAUGGUGCUGAAGAGGAGGAGGAACAGGACGACUCGGAGCCAGAUCAAGAUAUCUCCACGCAGCAAGCGGCAAAGUCGAACAAGAAGAAGAACAAGAAGAAGAAAAAGAAAGCUGCUGCUGCUGCUACGGCUGACAAUACUGGUUCGGCAGAAGGCGACACCGCACAGCAGACGCCAUCGAUCAAUGCCGCGAAGAAGUCGACCAAGAAGAAGCCCACCGCGCCGACCCCAGCUGCCAAGUUGAAAGACGUGUCCGAGAUGUCGAUCGACGAGUUCGACGCCCUGCUCGCCUCGCAAGCCUCGCUCAACACCGACUCGUCCAACUCCGCUCCCAGUUCCUCCUCAAACGCUCCCUCCGCCAACCGCGUCUCGGCCUUCCGCACGCACCUCGCGCUCGACCCACGCAACCUCGACCCCUCGCUCGAGCUCCGGCGUCAAUUCGGUUCCGCGGCCAUCAAAGCGUAUCAAUCCGAAGCGGCCUCCUCCGCGGGCGGCGGUCGUGCGACCAACGGCGCUCGCGCUCGCGCCCAAGCGACCAACCCCAACCUCAAAGUCCGCUCCCUCCUGUGCACGCCGCAACCGCACUGGCCGCCCAUCGCGCGCUCCUUCACCGGCAUGUCCAUGGACAUCCUCGAAUCGCCUUCCGGCCGAACCUGCGUGUGGAGGCACAGCAAAGCCUACCGUCAAGUCCAGAUGCAAUUCCUCCAAGCCGUUCGGAGCUACGAUCCCAAUUCGCUCAUGGCUUUGCUCAGGGUGUAUCCCUACCACGUGGAUACGCUGUUGCAGCUCUCCGAGUAUUCACGGCAUCAGGGGGAUUUGGGUCAGGCGGCGGAUUUCAACGAUCGCGCGCUGUUUGUGAUGGAACGCUGUGCGAGUCCGUUUUUUACGAGCUGUUUGAGUAGCAGCACCAGUGGGCCACCCGUGGUAAGCUUUGCCAAGGUGGAGAAUCGGGCGUUUUACAUGGCGAUCCAUCGCAACAUUGGGUUUUUGGGACGAAGGGGGACGUGGAGGACCGCGUUGGAGUGGGCAAAGUUGCUGUUGGGAUGCGGGGAGGAUGGGGAGGAUCAUCAUGCGGCGUUGCUGUGGAUCGAUUUCUUGGCGGUGAAAGCGAAACAGGGGAGGUGGUUGGUGGAAUUGUUCCCGCAACUGGAUGCGCAGCGGUCGAAAGGCGUGCAUAGCGUCGAGGAGCUGAGUGUCGCCGCGCGGACGAUCACUGAUGGGGACAAAGAAGCUGCGGGUGAAGGUGCCGGGUAUGCGGGGACGUUGGAUUGGUGUGUGGGUCUCGCCUAUUCGCGCGCCCUCGCCUUGCGUGCGGUGGAGAAGGAGGAGGGGGACAAAUCGCAUACUCGCUCCAAUGCCGCUCUCCGACUCGCCAUCGCCCGGUUCCCAGCCGUAGUACCGCUGCUGUGCAACAAGAUCGGUAUCGAACUCCCCUCGACCCUCGCCGGUCACCCCCUCUUCCAGCUCGCCCCACGCUUCUCUUCUUCCUCCGACACGUUGGGCGAUUUGCUGACGCACAUCUACGUCCUCCGUUCCGAGUCGCUCUGGAAGGACCCUGGUUUGGGCGACUGGUUACGAUCUACCACACUCGCUCUCUCCCCCGCUCUCAUCGAGGAUUUCAAUCGACCCAAGCAAAAUCGCCAAACGCAACCCGCCAGCGCAUCGCACCGCACCCGCCAAGGUAUCUACCGUCAUGUGCUUGUCUCGGAUGUCCCCGAUACGGUUCGUCAGCAGCUGAUCGCGUACCUGCCCCCAAGCAUUACGGGGAGCAGCGAGCAGAUGGACUCGUUCGACCCGGUUCCACCUACAGGGGAAGAGGUGACCCGGUACGACGAUGCGUAUUUCGCACCUGUGCUUUCGUCCCUUCCAGCUCAACGGGAUGGAGGGCGGGGAGAGGGGAUGAUGGCCGCCUUCCGGAGGGCGUUGCAAGGGCUAGGUGCGGGGCAGGGAUGGGAUGCCGCCAUGGAGAAUAUGGACGAUGAGACGAGGGAAGAGGUUAUGGCACAGGUGAUGGGGAUGGCGCAGGCGCAGAGGGGAGGUGGGAUGCCUGGUGGAUUUGGUGGAGAAGAGGACGAGCAGGAGGAUGGCGAGAUGGAGGCGGCUGGACAAGGGGCGUUUGGCGCCAUACGUGCGGCUAUGGACGCUAUCUGGGGCGGACGCGGUCAGCCACAGGAGACUCACGACGACGAAGAGCAAGAACAUCCACACCAAUGA
Molecule: messenger RNA, 2442 nt
Organism: Kalmanozyma brasiliensis GHG001
Lineage: Eukaryota; Fungi; Basidiomycota; Ustilaginomycetes; Ustilaginales
Product: Transcription factor 25
Exons: 1
Coding region: 1-2442 (813 amino acids)
Biological process (GO): ribosome-associated ubiquitin-dependent protein catabolic process; rescue of stalled cytosolic ribosome
Cellular component (GO): RQC complex
Source: RefSeq, a predicted model, not a curated record